AUGCAACACAGGGGACAUUCAGAAGACAUGGAAAUGUCGGAAGAGCUCACAGAGAUGAACGAAAUGGACAAGGCACAUAGCGAGAAGAAGCCUGGGCACUUUUGCAAAGACUGCAGCAAAUUCUACCUGACGCAAAAUUGGAAGUGUCAUUUGGGAGGGCGAUUGCAUCGAAUCAACGUGGCAAAAACUAGGCAGCGCAACAAACUUACUUGUCCACAAAGCCUCGUCGCGGAGACGGAAGUGGCACAACUGGAAAACCUAUCUGAGGAGCUGUCUGAGCGCUACUGCAAGGACUGCGAUAUAUAUCCUGGUGUGCGUUGGGCGCACCAUUUGGCUUCUCCAAGCCAUGUAUUCAACGCUAUGCGUUUGUCACAGAGAAAGGAGAGUAUCGCCGACGAUGAGAGAAUCACAGUUGACAGGACCAUCACAGACGACGAAUCCAUGACCGGCAUGGAAGAGGUGGUAAAAGAAUCAUCAGCGGAGCACACACACUAUUGCGAGGACUGCGACGGUACAUACGCUGGCGUUGAGUGGGAGCGUCACCUGAUUUCCGAAGAACAUGUGGACAACGUUGAGAGAAGCAUGCAGUGGGAUGAGGACAUGCUAUGCGACGGAGAUACCACAGUCUCGUCUCCCGCUAUACAGGCUCCACCACCAAUAACACCGGAAUGCUACGUCGACGAAGCCAAGUCGACUCCUUCUCCUGCAGACGCUUCAGGAAGACAAGAAUGGUACUGCGAUGUUUGCGACGUUAAUCUCAUCGUUGAAGGUACCUGGACGAUCGGAGAGCAUAUGGCUAGGCAUGAACAGGAGAUGUACAAGAGGUUCGAGGUGAGGAAGGAGCCUUGGAGACGGCAAUUGGAGGAGGCUGCGGCGCAGGUGGGCGGCUAG
Molecule: messenger RNA, 891 nt
Organism: Alternaria atra
Lineage: Eukaryota; Fungi; Ascomycota; Dothideomycetes; Pleosporales; Pleosporaceae
Exons: 1
Coding region: 1-891 (296 amino acids)
Molecular function (GO): zinc ion binding; nucleic acid binding
Source: RefSeq, a predicted model, not a curated record